AUGGAGACCGGAUUAGCAGUCACAAUCGCCGUGCUCAGUACGUUAGUAGGGAGUGGCAUACUCUACGGUGUAUACAAAUGCGUCGUCAUACAAAAGGGUCCCGACCCGGACCUCGAGAAUCCCUUUCCGCCGGCGUACUGCGCGUAUCAGAUGCCGCCGGUGCAAUAUCAAGCGCCGGCCCCAGCCUAUCAGCCUCCGGUCCAGUACCAACCGCAGGUUCAGUACCAGCCGCAGGUUCAGUACCAGCCGCAGGCUCAGGCAGGCUUGGUGCCGGCUGCCUUGGCAGCACUGGGGGCCCUGUGGCCGCAACCUCCGCCUGCUGCCGCACAACAAGACGGUUGGAGUGGCAUGCCGACCUUUCACUCUGCAACUCAAUUUCAGCUAUCGCCCAGCGCGUCCGAGCUCGCCGACUCCGCGGCCCGCGAGCGGGCCCAAGACGAGCUUGAUCGGCAGCUCCUGACCAAGACGAAGUUUUGGGAUCUCGACACCCUCGAGGAGGAGGAUCUCGACACCCUCGAGGAGAACGCCCGUCUCCUCCAGGAGCACCACCGCGCGGCGGGCUACCACGACUCGAAGACUUUCAAGAAAUCGGCCUCACCAAGUACCGACGUCUACCUGCAUAGGAGUCUGCCUCAAUACUGCGUCACGUCCGUCCCUUUCCUCGCCAUGGCGGCCCCAACGACAUCGGCGCACUUCGUCAACGUCUAUCAGUCUGUCGACAAAACCAAGCGCCCCGUUACCACAUCGCUGGCAGUCGCGAGAUCACCACGCCCGCCAUCGGGCGACACCGAAGAAAUUAUCACGUAA
Molecule: messenger RNA, 807 nt
Organism: Colletotrichum abscissum
Lineage: Eukaryota; Fungi; Ascomycota; Sordariomycetes; Glomerellales; Glomerellaceae
Exons: 4
Coding region: 1-807 (268 amino acids)
Source: RefSeq, a predicted model, not a curated record